Stylonychia lemnae is the source of this 6735-nucleotide messenger RNA. The record is from the annotation of a GenBank genome assembly. Lineage: Eukaryota; Ciliophora; Spirotrichea; Sporadotrichida; Oxytrichidae.
AUGAAAUCGAUUAAUUCUUUUAUCUCAAGUGGCUCAACAACUUUUGAUGGUGUUACUCCAGAUCUGAACCCUUCAUACUACUCAUUAGAUGGUACUAAUGGAAUGUAAGCAUCCAUUGAGUCGAGAUCAGCCAAUUAGAGCUUAGACUACUAUAUUUAAACUUGGAUAAAAAUUAAAACCAAUUACAACCAGAAUGAUUCAGCAAGAAAUUAAAGUCUAAUAUAAUUUGGAAACUCAUUGAGAUGUGACUUUUUCUUCAACAACUCUCUGAUUUGCUAGUCGUUUAUGCUGCUUAAUGGUGUUCAAAUUAAUUUUGGUAACCUAGCAAAUUAACGCCGAUCCUCCCUUAGUUUGGAUUUAAAAGACUUAGAAUUAAACACAUGGGUUCAUCUUAGCAUCGGAGGAAGCAUAAGAUAAAAUUUAACAUAUCUAAGAUUGGAUUACCAAGAUUAGACAUUAAGAAAUAUUAAUGGUACUUAUUUAGUUCUUCAUCUGAAUCAAACUAUGUCAAAUUUUUCCUUAGGCACUACAAACUCCUCUCGUGAUGGAUUCAUUGGAGAUCUCAGAGAGAUUUCUAUUUUGAACACAUUUGUAAACUAAACGAACGUUAUAAGAGUUAUGCAUUAAUACUUUACAUGGGAUUUUAUAAUCAUGGCAUACUAUAGAUUGCAGAAAGGAAAUUUAUUAGAUGACUUCAGACAAUACAUGAGAAUAUUUCUGAUUUCACCUAAAAACAUCACACCAACUUGGAGUAAUGAUUUUAUAGCUAAUGAUGUAUGCUAUUCUUUCUUUUCAGUUUCACCUCUUUUAAGGAUCAAUUCAACUUAAAUGUCUGCUGUAAAUACAACCAUUGAUCCUAGAAUGAGUAAUUCACUUUCUGCUUAUUUAUAUUCCGUUUCUAUUUGGAUGAGACCAAUGCCUGGAAUAAUUACAAAUUAAACCUACAAUUCUUCAUAAGCAUUCUUGACUUUGAAUGGUUCCUUUAGUGUUUGGUUUUCUGACCCCAAUUACAUAAGAGUAAUGAUAUUUUCAACUGUAGCCUCGGCUUUUAAGAUUACUAAUUCUAUUUUUAUCCCAUACAAUUAAUGGUCUAACCUCUAAUUUGUCAUUGAUAGAAACGGCAAUAGUUUUGAGGCUAAAGUAUAUGAUCUCUAGAGAAGAGUGAUGAGUGAAAUGACUCAGAGUUUAACCUUAUCAAAUUAAUCACCAACAAGAGUAUUUACUUUGUUUAAUAAUUACUUUGGAUACAUCAAAUCAGUAAUGGUUUACUAAAGCAGGAAAGCAUUUCCAAUGAGUGCAGUUGCUGGUCCAUCCACGAUUGUUGCUGAUAACAAUUUAAUCGUUUACUAUAAAUUUGAUGAGCAUAAUUUCAGAACUUCUUAAUUGCUUGCUCUAAAUAACAAUACCUUCAAUGUUACUGGCUCAAAUAUUACUUUUAACAAUAAUACUCUUUAAUUUGAUGGUGUAUUUUGGGAGGAGAAUCUUAACUAUACAAAUACAAGUAAUCUUGGUACUAUAAAUUAGACUAUCAAUUUAUAUGACGGUCUAGCUUGCAACGAUUCUAGACUACUUUACAAUUUUUAGAAUAAAACAUCUUACCUAAGUUAUUAAGUCUAAAGCUUAAAUGAAGAUAUGUAUGAGGGCACUGUAGAAUUAUGGUUUAGAAAAUCCUAAUAUACAGCAGAGAAGAAUUAUUUAUUGUCAAUUUAUUCAGAUAAAUCUAACUAGGAGUACUUUAGUCUUUACUAAAAUGAUAACAAAACAGAAUUAACUUGUAAGCCUAGUCAAUCAACUGAUAUUGAGUUUAACUAUAGAGGUUAUAUGCCAAUAGUCUCAGGCUGGUAGCAUAUUGCUUGCAAAUAUCAAUCACAUUAAAUAGUUACUGGACUAUAUACAAACUAAAUAAAUGAGCAGUUUUAGGAUACAGUAAACGCUUUCAAUAAGCUAAUAGUAAUACCAAAGGGAACAUAUAAAUUAAUAGUUGGAAAUAAUUAUGAACUAAACAGGGGCUAGGUCGGUACUCUAAUUAAGGAGGUAAGACUUUGGUCAGUAUUUAGAAGUGAUUACGAUAUUAUUUAAUCAAGAUUUAGACAGCUAGGCCAAACUUAAUAAACAGGAAUCAUAGCAUAUUUCAGAUUGAACUCUGGAGAUACCGAGAUAUAUAACUAUGCUGCUUCAAGUUAGAUUAAUACGAUUACUACUAAAAAUGGCUUGACUUUAAUUCAAGAUUAAUCAGUUCAUUUAGUAUGUCCAUUGAAUAGCUACUUUAAUAACUUGACCAAAGAAUGUCAAAGAAAUCCAUUUAUUGAAUAAAAUAUUGUUGUUUUGCCAAAAUUUGGUAUAAACAAAACGAUUGAUGUUUACCUAACAUCUAAUUAUAGUAAUCUGCAUAGUACUGUUAGCAUUGACUAACUUAAGUAUGAAUGGACUAUGGUAAAUAAUACAUCAAAAUACCCUAUUUCAAAUUUAGAUAGCUCUUAAGAAACCCUAACAAUUAGAAAUGUAUCCAACAUGACUGGAAAUCAAAGCUAUAUUUAUAAUCAAAAGAUAUUUGGCCAGUCAAAUUCUUUCAUUCAGGAAAAGUAAACCUCACUGCUGUUUAACAAUUGCUCAAUCGUUGUUGAUAAUAAUACUAAUUAAACAGUGACCAGAUUAGAUUACUACGAUAUUAUGCCUGGCCAGCAAGAUAUUACUAUCACUAUUAAGGAUCUAAACAUGACAAUAUGCAACAACUUGGAGAGAAAUCAAAGCUUACACUAGUUUUUAAGCUAUAAUGUGUUCCCCAUCUCAUCAUUUGUGGAUUUAAUAGUUUACAAUUUCAACCAAACACAAGGAAUAUUCAAUGUAACUAUAUAAAAGUAGUAGUAAAAUAGCUGGGUAAUGGACUCAAGGAUAUAUUUUCAAUUAAGAGUGUUUUGGAAUGUUACGGAACGAUCUAGUGAUGGUACUAUCAUUACUUACUCUGUCUAUUAAGACCUGAUAUAUAUAAUUAAUUUCUAGAAGCCCAUCAGCCCUAAAAUUUCAGCUUCACCUUCAUUUAAUGUGCUUCUAAGUGAGAACGUUACUUUAGAUCCCUCACUUUCGUAUUAUAUGAAAACUUCAUCAUAAAUUGAAAGGAGUGCACUAUCAUUCUAAUGGACUUGCCCCUUGGUAUUCUAGCAAGUAUGUCUUGGAAGAACUAAAAAUAAAUUUUUGAGCUUAUCAUAUCAAGAUUUUGCUCAGUUUAAUGCUCUUUUUAAUAAUCCUUAUGAUUUUAAAUUAACUAGUUGGAAAUCUACAGACUAAGAUUCUUCAUUUAACUAUACCACAUCAAUUCCUGUAAUUUUCCUUGACUAUUUAAGACCAAAAUUUAAAAUGAUUAUCGUAGGAAGAGAUUAACUACUAGCCACUUAAAAUAAUACAUUGCAACUAAAUUUACAAAAUUAUGAUUUCAAUUAUAAAUCUCUAAGCGUGUCAUGGUCAGUUGAUUCAAAGAUAGAUGCUAAGUACCUUAGCUUCACAAAAAAUAAUACAAUCCUAGUAAUAGGGAAAGGAGCUCUGAAUAACAACACUGACUACUAAUUUAAUAUUACAGUAGUUAAUUAAGACUACAUAGAGGCAUAAAGAACUAUUUCAUAAUCAUAUAGGACCGGGAUUCCACCUCUAAAUGGUUCAGUAGCGAUUAAUCAAUCAGAAGGAUUUUCAUUUUAUACAAACUUCUCAUUAUCGAUCGCUAAUUGGUCUAGCAAUAAUUUGCCAAUAAAAUAUAGAGUAUUUGGGAUUUUCAACAAAAGCAACUAGAGUUAUCCUAUAACUUAAGACUAUGUACUAAGUAAUUAGAACUUUACUACUCAGCUACCAGGAAUAUAAAGACUUAUAUUUGAAGUUACAGAUGCAUCAAAUGAGAUUCAGACGUUAUCUCUCAAUGUAACAAUGAAAAAUUUAACCACUCAAACAGUUUAAGACGCUUUGUCAUUUUACCUUUAAUAAAAUCAAGAGUCGAUGUUGUAAAACUUUUAGUUAAUUUGCUAUUAGUUACUAUAAAAUGAUUCAAUUCCUAUGAGUUAAAUUUUAGAUGGUUAGAUGACCAUGCUAAAUGCAAUUGACAGUAUUACCUCUUAAUACACAAGUAUUUUAGAUAAUGAUGAUAUAUCUCUACAAUCUGUAAAAAAUGUAUCAAUCAUAAUGAAUAUCCUCAACAUGAUCACUAAUAUUUCUUACCCAACCAAUGAUACUCAUAUUUUAAAGUCUCUUAAGAUUCUUAAAUAGCUAAAAAUAAAAAAUUAGACAUUUAUUUAUCUGAUGAAUUCACCCUAAUUUGUUAAUGACUAUCUGGCAUCUAUCAGUAAUAUGAUUAUAUAUACUGAGAGUAGAUCUUAAGAUUUCAAGGUUAUAUCAACUUUGAGACAAUUAUAAUCUGAGAAAAAUUAUAGGAUGCUGCAGAUAUCAAAUGCUACUACAUAUUUUCUAACAAUGACUUAAAUACGAAAUUUUAUGAAAGACUUAAUAUCCUAACAGAAAGCAUUUCCAAAUUAAUAUUGUGAUGCUCUUGUAUAAGAGAAUUAACAAACUAAAUAUUUAUUCUAAAGCAAUUCAUUCUAGUUUGUUAUUGAACAGAUUCCAGCAUAUCAGUUUGUAAUUAAUAGAACUUAUAUUAAUCCAAGAUAAGAUACUUAAGUCAGUCUACCAAUUAAACAAUUAAUAGCUAAAUCCCAAAAAAGCGAAUUUAGUGAUCUUUGUAUAUAAGUUACUUAUGGAUAUUUUAACCCUUUGAUUGGCCAAACUUUUAUAAAUCAAACAAUUAGUACUGAAAACAGCAUGGUAGAAAUUAGCACACUUGAUAACUUAGGCAAUAGACUAUUAGAUUCUUCUAAAACAUUAUAAGGUGAAUUAACAAAUGGAACUAAUAGAAAUUCAAUUUUCAACAUCACUUUUGAUUUUAAGUUUGAGGAAGAGAAAUUUAACUUCAAGAAUAAUUAAACAGUAUGCAUGCACAUUAGAAAUGAUUAUUAAGAUUACUCCAAAACAGAUUGGACUUGGGAUUAAUGUGAGACCAUUUAUUUGAAAGAUAAGAAUUAGAUACUUUGUUAAUGCUCCUCAUUAGGACUGUAAUUCUUUGCGAUUGGAAAUGAUUAUAAUAGAAUCUUAGUAUUAGAACCCAAAUCUCUCCUUGAAAAGCUCUUCGAUUAUUUCAUGAAAUUUGAUCUAUCAAUCUUAGCUAUAGUUUUUUGCAUUAUUUUCCUUAUUCUUUUAAUGCCUUUUGUUGCAAUAUGCCUUGAUAAGAGUGAUUAUGCUGACUUAAAAACAAAUAAAUUUGUAAUAACUGAUGAAUUUUUGAGAAAAAUUGCUCAGAAAAAGAAUCUACCUUAUUAAUCAGUUAUAUAUAGCAAAUCAAGAUAUGAUAGUUAUCUAUAAAUAGAACAAUUAGAUUGCUGGUAGCUAUAUAAAAUCUUUAUAUGCGAAAUCCAUCCUUUCUUUAACAUUUUUUACAAAUUCGACUUUGAGUUGAAGAGACUAAUAAGAUUGAUGUUCCUUACUUUUUAGGUUUGUACUGUCGCGAUUAUUUGUGGUCUAGUAUUUGGAACCACCUACCGAGUUGAUGAAUAGGAUGAAGAAAAAAGGUCAUUACAUCUAGAUACCACUGAUGAACAAAAUGGCAUAAUAGCUGGUGCUAUCUUAGGAGUUUUGCUAUUCCCUACAAUUGGCUGUCUUAUUAAUAAUUGCAGAAGUAAACUCGUUUAUGCAAGCAAAACUAAAAAAGGAGAAAAAGUAGAAGGAGAGUAGCAAACAGAUAAUGAUAUAGUAAGAAGUAGAUUGAAAAAUAAAAAGCAACCGCAAACUUUGCAAAAAUCUAAGAAAAAAAGUGACAAUGAUGAUGAGGACUUUGAAAACAUUAAUGAUAUAGAAGAUGGUAAAAAUUAACAUACAGUAGAGAGAUUAAGAUAUAAGGAGGAUCCCUCCCAGCAUGAUAAAAGUUAUCUAUAUAGAGAGGAUCAUACAAGCAUAUAAAUAAAUUCCAUAACAAUUGAAGAGACUGUUGUAGCAGUUGAUAAAUGUCUCUGCUGUAAGGUCUUUAUGCUUAUACUUUGUGGCAUCUACUCUAUUCUUGCAAUGAUAGCUGUUUGCUUGGAAAGUGGAGCAAAUCCAAAAGCACACUCUCUAACUAUGAUUAUAGCUUUUUGGACUGCAGUUUUAGUUAGCUUUUUCAUAUAUAAUAUGGUGCUCAUAAUGUUUACUGCAAAAAUAACUCCUGGCUAUAUAAAAUCUGAGCUUGACUACGAUGGUGAUGUGCCAUACUAUUACAAAUUCUUAGGAUUUUUAUUUGUACCUGAUGAUGCCAAAAAUAUAAUGAGAGACAUGUUCCUUAUUUACGAAUUAAAUAGUUUAGAAUAAUAGUAGAAUUAGUAAAUGAACUAAAGUAUCAGAAAGGAUCCUUAGGAGAAGCCAGUCUAAGCUCGUAGCAACAUGCUUAUGAACUAAAAGGCAAGUUAAGUUGCAGCUGAAACUAAGACACAAGAAUAACAAGAAAUAAAAAAACCAAAGAGCUCUAAAUAACAAAGAUUCGCUGAUGGUCCUCUUGAUAUAUCAUCGAAAUAACUAUCACAGAGAUAAAACAUUAAAUAAUUAGAUUCAUCAGAUGGAAGUUCAUCGAAGAAGGAGAAGUAAGGAGCAAAGACUCAUAAGAGUAUCGGCCGAUACGUGGAGGAUUCAUCUAUGGAUAUGAAAAACUCAGAUGAUGAAGAUUAAAAAUUAUGA